AUGGCUGUCUGCGUCGGGAUGCUGCGCCUCGGGAGGCUGUGCGCGGGGGGCCCGGGGGUGCUGGGAGCCCGCGCCGUCCUCGUCCGAGGCUGGCGGGAAGCGAUCUCGCAGGGCGUUCGACAGCUCAGUACAGAAGACACAUCUCUCACUGUUCCCUUGCCCGUCGGAGGCCUCAGCUUUGUUCAGGGUCACACCGGAAUGCGUCUUAGCCACAAGACCGUGGGGCAAUGCCUGGACUCCACAACCCAGAGGUUUCCAGACCGAGAAGCCUUGGUUGUCAUGCAGGAAAACCUCAGGUUAACCUUUGCCCAGCUCAAGGAGGAGGUGGACAAAACUGCUUCGGGACUCCUAAGCAUUGGCCUCUGCAAGGGCGACCGGCUGGGCAUGUGGGGCCCUAACUCAUACGCAUGGGUGCUCAUCCAGCUGGCCACUGCCCAGGCGGGCAUCAUUCUGGUGUCUGUGAACCCUGCCUACCAGGCAAUGGAGCUGGAGUAUGCCCUCAGGAAGGUGGGCUGUAAAGCCCUCGUGUUCCCCAAGCAGUUCAAGACCCAGAAUUACUACAACAUUCUGAAGCAGAUCUGUCCAGAAGUGGAGAAGGCCCAGCCAGGGGCCUUGAAGAGUCAGAGGAUCCCCGACCUAACCACACUUAUCUCCGUGGAUGAGCCGCUGCCCGGCAUGUUGCUCCUGAAAGACGUGAUAGAAGCAGGCGGCUCAGAGCAGCACAUGGCCCGGCUCCGUUUUGCCCAGCAGUUCCUGUCCUGCCAUGACCCCAUCAACAUCCAGUUCACCUCGGGCACCACAGGCAGCCCCAAGGGGGCCACCCUCUCCCACUACAACAUUGUCAACAAUUCCAGCAUAAUCGGGAGGCGCCUAAACAUGCACCAGAAGAGGCCAGAUGAGAUGCGGCUGGUCCUUCCCAGCCCCCUGUACCACUGCCUGGGCUCCGUGGGGGGCACGAUGGUGAGCAUGGUGCACGGUGCCACCCUCAUCCUGUCCUCUCCGACCUUUGAUGGCAAGAAGGCUCUGGAGACUGUCAGCAAAGAGAGAGGCACCUUCCUGUAUGGAACCCCUACCAUGUUCGUGGACAUCCUAAACCAGCCCAACUUCUCCAGCUAUGACAUUUCAGCCAUGAGCGGAGGUGUGAUUGCUGGGUCCCCUGCACCCCCCGAGCUGAUCCGAGCCAUCAUUAACAAGCUGCACCUGAAGGAGCUGACGGUUGCUUAUGGGACCACCGAGAACAGCCCUGUGACCUUCAUGCACUUCCCUGAUGACCCUGAGGAACAGAAGGCAGAAAGUGUGGGCAGAGUCAUGCCUCACACGGAGGCCCAGAUUGUGAACACAGAGUCCAAGGCGCUUGUGGAGCUGAACACACCUGGGGAGCUGUGGAUCCGAGGGUACUGCGUCAUGCUGGGCUACUGGGGUGACCCCCAGAAGACCGAGGAGGCGAUCGGACAAGAUAGGUGGUACCGGACAGGAGACAUCGCCGUGAUGGACAAAGACGGCUUCUGCAAGAUUGUGGGCCGCUCCAAGGACAUGAUCAUCCGCGGAGGGGAGAACAUCUAUCCCGCGGAGCUUGAGGACUUCUUUCACAAACACCCACAGGUGCAGGAGGUGCAGGUGGUGGGUGUGAAGGACCAGAGGAUGGGGGAGGAAAUUUGUGCCUGCAUCCGGCUGAAGACUGGGGAGAAUGCCACCGCUGAGGAGAUCAAAGCUUUCUGCAAAGGGAAGAUCUCCCACUUCAAGAUUCCCCGCUACAUCGUGUUUGUCAACAAGUACCCCCUCACCAUCUCAGGAAAGAUCCAGAAAUUCAAACUUCGAGAGGAGAUGGAAAGGCAUCUAAAGCUGUGA
Molecule: messenger RNA, 1848 nt
Organism: Elephantulus edwardii (Cape elephant shrew)
Lineage: Eukaryota; Metazoa; Chordata; Mammalia; Macroscelidea; Macroscelididae
Gene: ACSF2
Product: acyl-CoA synthetase family member 2
Exons: 16
Coding region: 1-1848 (615 amino acids)
Biological process (GO): fatty acid metabolic process
Molecular function (GO): medium-chain fatty acid-CoA ligase activity
Source: RefSeq, a predicted model, not a curated record